Molecule: messenger RNA, 1829 nt
Organism: Phyllotreta striolata
Lineage: Eukaryota; Metazoa; Arthropoda; Insecta; Coleoptera; Chrysomelidae
Source: the annotation of a GenBank genome assembly
GUCGUUUGUCUGGGGCUUCCAAUUAGCGAUGGGCGGCUUUGGACGAUCGCUGGUUUGCUUGGUGAUUUUGCGGAGUUUGGACGUCUUCGUCGGAGGGGCUCAGGAUGUCGGGAGUCCUCUGAGGGUGGCGCAAUGUCGGGCUACUUGCUUGGAAAGGUUCUCUAAUGACGGCCCGAACGGGGAGUCGAUGUGCUUGCAGGGACCCGAUUGUUUCAUGUGCUGGGAGAACUGCGAACUACUCCAGUCGAAUUUCCAAGUAUGGGGCGCCAUGUGCGAGGAAAAAGAGAUAUGCUUCCCCGGCUGCCAAGAGGCCUGCAGGUUCCACGCGAUGGCCGCCGCGAGGACGCAGCAAACCGAGCCGGUGAUACACACCAAGGGCGAAGGGGUGAUCCGGGUGUCGGGGGCAUUGGCGCGCUGGCCUCGGCCCUCCUCGGUGGAGGCGCGAACGCCGCUGGUCUACGUCGUCAUGCGCAAGGCCCAGAACGGACCGUGGAGGCAGAUCAUCCAAACGCUGGACCACACGACGCGGGUACCGCUGGACUCCGACCGAACCGACGCCAUGCUCAGGGUUCUGGUGGUGGACCCGCAGGGCCUGGUCACCAUCUACAGCCCCGACGAGGCCAGCUCGAGGACCAACAAGAAGAAGAAGAAGACCAUCAAUACGGAAAUUAAAGCGACCACCAGCAAGACGUCGGGGCCGGAGACGUGGACGUUGAAGGAGAUCUCGCUGAUCCAUCAGAAAGUGCUCGUCAUAGCGGAGAUCGCUUGGGAGCCGAGAGCCAAUCACGGCGUGUACUUGGUCACUUGGGAGGUCGACGGGGGCGGCUUGAAGGGCAACCUAUUCACCGAUUCGACCUGCGUCACUCUGUCCCUAUGGCCGGACACGAUUUAUCACAUCCAAGUGGAGCUCGUCUCCCGCAUCCCCGGAGUGGAAAACUUGAAGUCCGACAUGAUGGAUUUGGACACUGGCAGGGCGCAGAAAGUUUCGACCGAAGAGAGCGAAAUCAACCUCGUGCCGGACGAAGAUUCGACGGGCAACUCGCCGCUACUGUCCGUUCUGUUCAGUGCCGUGCGCGGUAAAAAUUCGCGCGGCGACCAUCGGAAUUUGGAGAUUAUUUUGGGCGGGUGUAGUGCCGUUUUGUUGUUCGCCGUCGUGCUGGCGAUAGCGGUGUUUAGGUGUCAGAAGAACAGAAGAAGAGGCUCGGCCGUCGAUAACAUGAUAACGGGAUCGACGUCGAUUAGAAGUAAGAAGCUGGUGGAGGACUUUCCGCUACAUAGAGAUUUCCAGCCGAUAAUCACGGUGCUGGGCCCUUCGGCGGCCAUCAAGAGCGGCCUGGAGGCUCCGGAUGUGAUUUUUCCGGUCGGUCAGACAACGAGCCGGAGCGACAAGACCGUCGAGGUGUGACACAGCCGAGACGCUUACUGAGCGGUGUUCGCGCGUCGAGGAAAACUCGUUUCCUUUAAGACUGAUAACGGACGAAAGUAGGUGAGAAAGACGCGGCGAAUUUUCGAUGACUGAUUAGAAGAAUAAAUUUUAAUAAAUCCAAUCUCUAUAUGUAUAAAAAAUGUGUGUGUAUAAAAAACUAGUCCAAAUCAUACGUCUGUCGAGGUUUGUUAGGAUGUAAAACGCGCUGGUUCGAUCGUUGUGUUGGGGGAAUUUUUGAAAAUCUAUUUUGAAUAAGCUUCGAAUUUACUAGUCUUCUUGAAUUUUUGCACUUUACCUACCUUUUCGCCAAUCAUUUAAAAACGAAGAUUUUAUUAUUAUUUAAUAAAAAGUAGUAAAUCAAAAAAUUUUUAUACAGUACAUCACAAUUUUCCGGAUAGUGGAG